Molecule: messenger RNA, 2805 nt
Organism: Syngnathus acus (greater pipefish)
Lineage: Eukaryota; Metazoa; Chordata; Actinopteri; Syngnathiformes; Syngnathidae
Gene: dnai2b
Product: dynein, axonemal, intermediate chain 2b
Exons: 12
Coding region: 64-1788 (574 amino acids)
Biological process (GO): cilium movement; outer dynein arm assembly
Cellular component (GO): outer dynein arm
Molecular function (GO): dynein light chain binding; dynein heavy chain binding
Source: RefSeq, a predicted model, not a curated record
CGCCAUUCUUGCUGCGUCUUUUCCCUGAGUUUUGUUGACUGUUUUUCGGGUUGAUUGAAUAAGAUGGAGAUUGUCCAUGAGUACACAAAGCCCCGCAGGGAUUUUGGCCGCCAAUGUCUUUUUUCUGACCGACCGGCGGAACUUCUUGCGGACGUACCUCCUGAUUUGGACCUUGCGCUGCAGUUCAUGACGAGAAGCAGGAGCGCUCAGGCGCUGCAGUGUUCGAGGGACAUGUCCGAACACCAGGUAAACACAGAGAGGUUUGAAUCAGAAAGCCGUGGAAUAAACCACGUGGAAGGGGGGUGGCCCAAAGACAUUAACCCCCAAGAGAUGGAGCAAACCAUUCGUUUCAGGAAGAAGGUUGAGAAAGAUGAGAACUACUUGAACAGCCUCAUGCAACUUGGCGAUGUUAUAGGGCACUGCGUUGGACAGAACACCGCCGUUGACAUCUACCAGAAGUACUUUGAAGAUGAAGAGCCACGGGACCAAAGUCAGGAACCGCCAUCUGCUAAGACCAUCAAUGUUUUCAGAGAUCCGAACCAGGUGAAGCGAACCGUCACCUGUCUGUCCUGGCACCCCGACGGGGGACGGAAACUGGCUGCUGCCUACUCAUGCUUGGAGUUCCAGAAAGCUUCUACAGACAUGAGCCCGGAUGCAUACAUCUGGGACCUGGAGAAUCCCAACAAGCCUGAGCUGACCCUGAAGCCGGCGUCUCCUCUUGUCUGUUUGGACUACAAUCCCAAAGAUCCGCACACUCUUGUCGGCGGGAGCUACAAUGGACAGAUCGUGUUCUGGGACACCCGUAAAGGCAGUCAGCCCACAGAUGUUUCCUCUCUGGAGCAGAGUCACAGGGAUCCAGUCUACAAAGCCAUUUGGUUACAAUCCAAGACCGGGACAGAAGCCUUCUCUGCAUCCACCGAUGGACAGGUCCUAUGGUGGGACGUCCGUCGGCUGAGUGAGCCUACAGAGCAGUUAAUUCUGGACAUGGGUCGGGAAGGAAACCUAGAUCGGGCAUUGGGAGCCAUCUCUCUGGAGUUUGAACCCACCAUGCCAACCAAAUUCAUGGUGGGGACCGAGCAGGGCACUGUGGUGUCCUGUAACAGGAAGGCAAAGACUCCAGCUGAGAAGAUAGUCUGUACCUACGACUGCCACCACGGACCCGUCUACGCCCUGCAGAGGAAUCCUUUCUUCCCCAAAAACUUCCUCACUGUGGGGGACUGGAGGGCUCGAAUUUGGUCCGAGGACAUUAAGGAGUCGUCCAUCAUGUGGACGAAAUACCAGAUGUCGUGCCUGACAGAUGCCUGCUGGAGUCCUAUUAGACCCUCUGUCUUUUUCACCGUGAAGAUGGAUGGCGUGCUGGACAUCUGGGACGUCUUGUUUAAGCAGACCGAGCCCACGCUGAGUGUGAAGGUGUGUGAUGAAGCUCUGUAUAGCUUGCGUCUGCAUGAGAGCGGACGCCUGGUGGCUUGCGGUUCUCAGCAGGGUUCUGCUACAAUACUGGAGAUCUGCUCCGGACUGUCCAACCUCCAGAAGAAUGAAAAAAGUCUUAUGGCUGAAAUGUUAGAGCGAGAGGCCAAGCGAGAGAAGAUCCUGGAAGCUCGUCAGAAAGAACUGCGCCUGAAGGAAAGGAGUCGCUCCGAGCAGAGCCGAGAGGACGAAGCGGGCCGAGACGCGGCCGAGCGUGAGGAGACUCCCGAGCAACUUAUUGCCAGAGCCGAGCAGGACUUCUUCAGCAUGGUGGAAGCUGAGAAGAGGAGGAGACGGGAAAGGGAGGAGAUUGGCUCAUAGAUGGACGGCAGAUGAGAAGAGCACACCAGCAGAACUCAUCUUGGUGUGAAGCUAAAUAAGUACUGGCGAGCUGCAGCCACCAUUUUGAAUCAGAUGGGUGGGGGCGGGGUCACGUAGGACCACUUCCCUAACCGGAUCCCAAAAUUAAAACGCAGCGGUAAGAAAUUGUGCCACGGGAGCAAGAAGUUUGCUGAUGAAGAAAUGGAGAUUGAGCGGCGCCGUGAUUUAUUCAUGCCGGUUAGCGUAAAAGUGUUGCAACGAGGAACUCGUCCCUCAAGGAUGCUUCAGAGUCAGCACCUCAGCAAAUCAUUGACAGCUGUCAAUUAAACAGAGUGCUUUUAUUAGGCAGAGUGGCGCUAGGCUCAUUUUUUUUAAUGCUGCAAGCACACGGUAGAUUUUUUUUUUUUCCCCUCAACAGAGAACUGAAGAAACCUGUCCGUGACCGACGUAAAACGCGGCCCCGUCGCAUCUAUUAUUCACAAAAGCAAGCGAGAGCAGCUGGUUUCCAGCCUCAUUAGACCCAGAUCACACCAAGACGCUGUGAUACAAUGGUCCAUCUGAUUGCACUACUCGCAGUGAAGAUCAAGCAAUUUGCGAUCGCUCCAAGCGACACAUCAAGGAGGAAUAAAUGAUUAGAAAGGAGAAUAUUUCGGAUAGUAGGGGUGAAACGUAAACAUCUCCAGAAGACGCCAAAAGCCGUCCCGGCGGAUUUGGCCAUCCUAUCGAGCUGCCCUAAGCCUGUCACUCACCUUAAUUUGGCGGCUAAUGAAGACAAUUGCCACAGAAGGGGCCUCUCAGUUCACACACAGAUCACACAAAUCGAUAUUUUAGAAAUAUUCCGUCUUGUUUGACUGUUUCGCAACUACUGUUUAUUUGUCGGUGCAAAUUUGCUGCCUCUUUUUCCCGCUCGGGCGCACAACAGCCAAAUCCUUUAGUGAGAUUCAUUUAGAAAAGUGGAUGAAGAUGGAAAGCUGGAAAUUGGAUGGAGGUGGGGGGGAGAAGGAAAGAAGGAGAAAG